Messenger RNA from Priceomyces carsonii, 1020 nucleotides. RefSeq lists its product as uncharacterized. Gene Ontology annotation, molecular function: FAD transmembrane transporter activity; AMP transmembrane transporter activity; ATP transmembrane transporter activity. The record is from RefSeq and is a predicted model, not a curated record. The coding region runs from base 1 to 1020 and encodes 339 amino acids. Lineage: Eukaryota; Fungi; Ascomycota; Pichiomycetes; Serinales; Debaryomycetaceae. Gene Ontology annotation, cellular component: peroxisomal membrane. The transcript has a single exon. Gene Ontology annotation, biological process: transport.
AUGAGUGAGAUUGAAGAAAUCGCUCACGCGAUUGCUGGAGCUGGUGGAGGAGCAUUGAGUAUGGUUGUGACUUAUCCAUUAGUGACUCUCUCAACAUUAGCUCAGACUACGAGGAAGACAGAAGCACAAAAGGAUUUGAAGGAACAAAAGGUCCCUACUGAACUUCACAAAAAACUAGCUUUUGCAAUCACCAAUUCAGCUUCAUGGAAAGCAGCCGAAGAGAUAAUUCGUACUAGAGGUGUGAUAGGCUUAUACUCUGGAUUGGAAAGUGCGCUUUAUGGUAUUACAUUAACAAACUUCAUUUAUUACUACUUUUACGAAUUUACUUCCAAUGUAUUCUUGCGGGCUAAUAGUGGAACCUCUAGACGUGGCAAAGGGCUCUCAACAAUUCAGUCGAUUAUUACUGGUGCUAUUGCAGGUUCUUUUACGUGCGUAGGGUCGAAUCCGUUCUGGGUAGCCAAUACUAGAAUGAUGACAGCUAAGAAGAAUGACAGUGACGACUCAAAGGUUCCAAAUUCGACCCUCAAAAUGAUAAUAGAUAUUAUUGAAAGUGAUGGAAUUGCAACGUUAUUUGCUGGCGUGCUUCCUGCAUUGGUUCUAGUGAUUAAUCCAAUUAUCCAAUAUACUAUUUUCGAACAGAUUAAGAAUUUGAUAAUUGCUCGAAGUGGAAAGCGCUCUUUCACCGCUGGUAAAGCCUUUUUCAUUGGAGCUUUUGGCAAGUUAAUUGCUACGUUUUUGACUUAUCCGUAUAUUACAUUGAAGUCUAGAAUGCAUGUUAAGAAGAAGAAGUUGUCGAAGCAAUCGGAUCCAAAGGAAGUGGAAUUGUCUAUGUAUCAAGAGAUCAGAAAAAUUUUGAGAGAAGAGGGUUUUGAAGGUCUCUAUGGUGGCUUAUCUAUUAAAUUAGUCCAAUCAAUCAGUACAGCCGCUUUUCUCUUUUAUUUUAAGGAAGAGUUAUUGCAAGGUAGUGUCAAAUUAGUUGAAGUUUUUAGACUAAUGAAAAUGAAGAAAGCUAUCAACUGA